AUGUUCGCUCUGCCACAGGACUCGGCCCGUGUUUGCUCCAACGCGGGACCUGGCCCGUGUUCACUCUGCCACAGGACUCAGCCCAUGUUCACUCUGCCACAGGACUCAGCCCAUGUUCACUCGGCCACAGGACCCGGCCUGUGUUUGUUCCACCGCUGGACUUGGCCCGUGUUCACUCUGCCACAGGACUCAGCCCGUGUUCACUCUGUCACAGGACUCAGUCCAUGUUCACUCUGCCACAGGACCCGGCCCAUGUUCACUCUGCCACAGGACCUGCCCCAUGUUCGCUCUGCCACAGGACCCGGCCCAUGUUUGCUCUGCCACGGGACUCAGCCUGUGCCUGCCCUGCCACAGGACCCGGCCCAUGUUUGCUCUGCCACAGGGCUUGGCCAAUGUUCACUCUGCCACGGGACUCGGCCAAUGUUCGCUCUGCCACAGGACCUGACCCAUGUUCACUCUGCCACAGGACCCGGCCCAUGUUUGCUCUGCCACGGGACUCAGCCUGUGCCUGCCCUGCCACAGGACCUGGCCCAUGUUCGCUCUGCCACAGGACUUGGCCUAUGUUCGCUCUGCCAUGGGACUCGGCCAAUGUUCGCUCUGCCACAGGACUUGGCCCAUGUUCGCUCUGCCACAGGACUCAGCCUGUGCCUGCCCUGCUACAGGACCCGGCCCAUGUUCACUCUGCCACAGGACCUGGCCCAUGUUCGCUCUGCCACAGGACUCAGCCUGUGCCUGCCCUGCCACAGGACUCGGCCCAUGUUCGCUCUGUCACAGGACUCGACCCAUGUUUGCUCUGCCACAGGACUUGGCCCAUGUUCGCUCUGCCACAGGACUUGGCCCAUGUCCGCUCUGCCACAGGACUCAGCCCAUGUUCGCUCUGCCACAGGACUCCGCCUGUGCCUGCCCUGCAACAGGACUCUGCCCAUGUUCGCUCUGCCACAGGACUCGGCCAAAGUUCGCUCUGCCACAUGA
This is a messenger RNA of Stegostoma tigrinum, 972 nucleotides long. Its product is annotated as putative proline-rich protein 21. The record is from RefSeq and is a predicted model, not a curated record. Bases 1 to 972 code for a protein of 323 amino acids. NCBI's taxonomy places the organism in Eukaryota, Metazoa, Chordata, Chondrichthyes, Orectolobiformes, Stegostomatidae. The transcript has a single exon.